Molecule: messenger RNA, 8185 nt
Organism: Myripristis murdjan (pinecone soldierfish)
Lineage: Eukaryota; Metazoa; Chordata; Actinopteri; Holocentriformes; Holocentridae
Gene: atg2a
Product: autophagy related 2A
Exons: 42
Coding region: 364-6411 (2015 amino acids)
Biological process (GO): piecemeal microautophagy of the nucleus; autophagosome assembly; autophagy of peroxisome
Cellular component (GO): phagophore assembly site; phagophore
Molecular function (GO): phosphatidylinositol-3-phosphate binding; protein-membrane adaptor activity
Source: RefSeq, a predicted model, not a curated record
GAAUGAUAACAAUAAACAACCCCGAAACAAGGGACAUACGCCAGGACCUGUCGCUCCAAAUUCGACACAAACGUUGCGAAAAUAUGAGCCGAAACGACUGAAGACAGCAGGAGAGCCGUCUCUUCAAACGCAGUCGGACUCUCGUCGGUCCUGACACAAAGGAUUUUCGAGUUUUUAUGUCAAGGAGAGAGCAAGAGUUACGGUUUACUCCCCUUCCUUAGCCCCCUUUAGCUAGCUGUGUGGCUCAUUCCUUGUUUGCACACUUUUGUUUUCGCCUGUUAUGCAGUUGCCAGAGGACUGUAAUCGCACUUGUUCUCCUCCUCCGCCGCCUCUUCGCUCCCUCUCCCCGCUCUCUCUGGCCCUAUGUCUCGCUGGCUGUUCCCCUGGUCGGGCUCAAUCAAGAAGCGGGCCUGUCGGUACCUCCUGCAGCACUACCUCGGCCACUUCCUACAGGAGCGACUGAGUUUGGACCAGCUCGGCUUGGACCUGUACAAUGGCAGCGGUGUCAUCAAGGAAAUCAACCUCGACGUCUGGGCGGUCAAUGAGCUGUUGGAGUCUCUCGGGGCACCCCUGGAGAUUGUGGAUGGGUUUGUCAGCAGCAUUGCGGUGACCAUCCCCUGGCAAGCUCUGGUGACUGACCACUGCACCUUAGAAGUUUCUGGUCUUCAGAUAACAUGCCGACCCAAGUACCGGACCAGCGGGGGCUGGGACUCCCAAGGCUGGUCAUCAAGCAUGACCUCCAGCAUGCAGCUGGCCCAGGAGUGCCUGAAGGACCCCCCGGAGGCGUCCGAGGAGCCGCCUGCUCCACUGGAGGGGCUAGAGAUGUUUGCACAAACCAUUGAGACGGUCCUCCGUCGUAUCAAAGUAACCUUCCUGGACACGAUUGUCCGCAUCGAGCACCAGCCCCUGGACCUGGAAAAAGGUGUUGCCUUAGAGGUGCACAUCAAACGGCUGGAGUACUGUGACGAGGCGGUGCGGGACCCAGCCAGCCAGACUGCCGUGCCUGUUGACAUCCACCAGCCCCCUGCCUUCCUGCACAAGAUCCUCCAGCUGAGCUCCGUUCAGCUGUUCUACGACAGCACCGGGACAGCACAGGGUCCUGAGGAGAGGGACCCACCAGGUUCAGCUACAGCGAGUGAAGGAGAGGAAGAGGAAGAGGAGGAGGAGGGGGAAGAGGAGGAAGACGAAGAGGGGGAUGCAGAGGAGAAGCCCCCCUCCUGUCCUUCUCCUCAGCCGCUCCUUAUAGGAAGCUGCUCCGGUUUCAUCGAGACCACCGUCAAGAUCAAACAAAACGACAUGCUGCCAGGACCAAAUUUGGAGUUGGAUGGGAAGGUGGGUUGCAUCCACAUGCUGCUGUCUCCAGAUCAAAUAACCUAUCUGACAGACCUGCUGGCAGCUCUCUGCAUAGACACCGAGCCAGAGAGUAAGGGCGGGGGGGUGCAGAGCCGUCCACUAGACUCAGAUGACCUGCGUCUGAUCGAGGAGGACCUCAGCAAGCAGCUGGGCUCCAGCCCGAGGGACAGGGAGUGGGAUGCCGAGGCCAACCUGGACCCUUACCUCAGCACCCUGGAGAAUGGAGAAAUGUUUUACUCCAUGGGUCCUGCUGGCAUGACCAGCAGCGUGACGUCGGUGCGCUCUGGCAGCGAGCUGUCGGACAGCGACAUGGAGUCUUCGACACACAGCCUCACCAGCCUCACACAGCCUGCAGGCCUGUCUGCACAGGGCACAGUGCACUGUCCCAGGCGAUAUCCUGUACCAGGCACUCUGGCCAGCCUGCCCCAGGCUAGCAGCCGGACCAGAGGGCGCUCCCACAGCAGCCAGUCAGAGCCGCUGAAGCCUGACGCGUUACUGCGACUGACGCUGGGCGGGCUCACCCUAACCCUGCUGCAUGAGGACCCGCCCCCCGGGCCUGAUGGCGUCGUCUCAUUGGCUCAGGUGUCUCAGGUGUUCUUCCAGGAGCUGGCCUUCUUCAAGGACAGCAUGUUCAGCGAGAGGGACUUCCAGCAUCUGAGAGGCAGCUUCGCCAAGGCCUGCCCGCACUCCCACAUCAGACUGACAGGAGCGGCGGUGCAGGUUGCCUGUGAGAUGCGGAGCGGGAGUCGCCAUAGUCGGAGCGUGACCUCUGACCUCUCCUUCAGCAGGCUGGAACUGUUAGAGUGUCUCUGGGAGGACGGCAAGCCUCAGUACAGUGAGCUUCUUCAGUUCCAGAAAGCUGGGAUGUUCACGGUUGGAGCUGCGGCUAGACCCUGCGCUCAGUUGCACUAUGGCCUCACCGAGAAACACCUUCGCAAGGGUAAGCAGCGUGUGGUGCGUCGAGACAGCGUGGUGAGGGUUGAGCUGGCAGAGCUGAGUGCGGAGCUGGACCUAGACAUCCUCACACGCCUGGGGAGCCUGAGCAGGGCGUUCAGCCACUGUCCCACACAGGUCACCGGUCCUGGACACACACAGACGCAGAGCAGCGAGCUGUACUCCUCCUUCUCCCUCCUGUCCCCCCACGCGGUCAUCAGGCUCCGUUUCCCCAUACCAGACUUACGGCCCCCCCCUUGGCGACGGCCCCUGAACCAGAGGGCAGUGCGGGACGAGACCCUGGUGUUGGAGCUGACGGAGCUGGAACUGAAGCACCAAGAGGCCCCGGACCUCCAGGGCGAGAGGGUCACACCGGGACAGCCCUUAGCUCCCUGCCUCACUCAGCUGCUAGAGGCCUCCUUCACUGACCUGCACGGGUCAUAUGUGGGCUGGGAAGGAGGCUCUUUUCCUUGUAUCAGAGUCAAGAAGAACCGUGACUCCCUGCCCAGGAUAUCGGUGCGUGUGAGGGGAGGCGAGGCCCAGGGCCCAGGGGCCACUCUGGGUGGCCUGGCCCAGGACCUCGCGGCCACCUUCUACGAGAGCCACUGUGAGCUCCAUGAGAAAACCAGCUCGCCUUUCUCCUCCAACCGCACCAUGUUUGAGACUGAGGAGAUGGUGAUUCCAGCCGAUGCAGAGGAGAUGUGUCAGUUCCAGGCUCAGGGUGUGGCUCAGUGUCAGUGUGCCAUGGACAUCAGCCUGCCGCUGGCCUAUGUCCUCCUGCCUAGCAAACAGGCCUUCCAGAGCAUCUAUAACAGGAUCAGUAAUGAUCUACUGAUGUGGGAACCCCCUCCUCCUCCUCCCCCCUCGGCCCACAGCCCCCACGCUGGCCACCGUCACCUUGACAGUGAGUUCCAGCUCUGCAAGUCGGCCUUCAGGCUGGACUCUGAUUCUGAGGAGGACGAACCUCAGUUCUACUUGGCCAGUGAAUCAGCUGGAAGGAGACAGCUGGCGCCCCGCCCUAACCACACCCUCAGCCUCCUCUCCCUCACGGUCCUCAUCGGCAAGGGCCGCCUCCAAGCCAUGACGGACAGAAAGGAGGACCAGAAUCAUGGGGAGAUUGUACUCGACCUGGAAGGGGGGAAGAUAUUCAGUGUUGCACAGUACCAGAACGACCCCAACCUCAACUACCUGUGUCUGGAAAGCAGACGAGUGGAGCUUUACCACCGAGCGGUGGUGAAAGACUCUCCUCUCCCCGAGCGGCUGGAGAUGCCCAACUUCAGUCCCCCAAAGCACUUGGACCCCACCAUCUACCCCACAGAGCCCGGCGUGAGCAGCGUUAGCGGCAGAGAGAGUGAGCCUCAGAUGCUGUCAACAGCCAUCAAAAUCAACCUGGACCCCCAGAGGAACGUCAAGGAGUUUCUUGUUGCCCUCCGUCUCCAAGGCGCCACCAUGCGACAUUACAUGACACAGACCAAUCACAGUUGGCAUGAGCAGCUGGUUGACUUCCUGGAUGUCAUCGAUGACCCUAUCCUGGGAUACACACCACCUGCUGUCAUCACCAUCCUGCAUACACACCUCGCUUCCUGUGCUGUGGACUACAGGCCGCUGUACCUGCCGCUGCGGGUGUUGUUCACAGCAGAGUCCUUCUCCCUGUCCAGUAACAUUAUUGUCGACACUGCCACCUUCCACCUGAGAUUUAUCCUGGAUGACUCCGCUCUCUACCUCUCUGACAAGUGUGAGACUGACACCGUGGACCUGAGGAGAGACUAUGUGUGUGUUCUGGACAUUGACCUGCUGGAGUUGGCCAUCACCACAUGGAAGGGCAGUGAUACGGGCAAGCUGACUCAGCCUCUGUUUGAGCUCCGCUGCUCCAACAACGUGGUUCACCUCCACACGUGUGCUGACUCCUGCGCUGCCUUGGUCAACCUGCUGCAAUACCUGGUCUCCCAGGGGGACCUGCACCCCCCGCCUCGACACGCCUCGCCCACUGAGAUCGCCGGCCAGAAAUUACUGCUGUCAGAAAGUCCCGCCUCUGCGCCACCCUGCCCUCCAGCUGAGACCGCCGAAAUCAACCAGUGUGAUCUCACUGAUGCCUUGAUUGACACGGAGAAGAGCCAACGGGACGACAGUUUGGACCCAGGUUCACCCUCCGUGCCACGAGGCUCGCCCGUCUCUGUCUAUCUGUUCCCCGGUGAGGCUCCGAAGCAUGGCCACGCCGUCCUACAGGGGGACAACGCUGAUCUCGACAGACUGGUUACCAUGGCAACAGAGGCGCAGGCAGACAUGAUGUCAGAGGAAGGCUCCGAGGGCUCCACUGACAACGAUGACUUCUGCAUCCUAGAGGCUCCUGGCAUGGGCAUUCCUCCCAAGGAUGGAGAGCCUGUGGUGACGGUUCUGGCCAAAGGGCCCAUCCGGGUGAAGGAUGGCCACUUCUCCAGGCCACGCGGCAGCUCGGACUUGCUCCGGGCUCCCAGCCGCUUCCCAGUACCCCAGACCCGGGUGGUGUUGCGGGAGGUUUCCGUCGUCUGGCAUCUGUAUGGGGGCAAGGACUUUGGGGGCAAACCCCUGUCCAUACACGCCCAGCACGCAAAUAGGGGUCGUUCAGUCCCAGCCGGCGUGCGCGGCUCCCCAUCCCGCUCUGUGGCUUCCUCCCGACCCCAGAACUCCUGGCGCUGGGCUGGAGGCAGCGGUCGCCAGCACACACUUCUCAUGGAGAUUCAGCUCACUAAGGUGUCCUUCCAGCAUGAGACCUACCCUGUGGCGGUGGCCGGGCAGGAGGGAGAGGGGUUGGUAGGAGCUGUGGCCGGGGUGGGCCCGGCUGGGGAGCAGCCCCUCUCCAGGCAGGUUUUCAUCGUCCAGGAGCUGGAAGUCCGAGACCGACUGGCCUCCUCGCAAAUCAACAAGUUCCUCUACCUCUACACCAGUGAGAGCAUGCCCCGCCGUGCCCACUCCAACAUGUUGACAGUGAAAGCGCUUCAGGUGUGUCCAGAGUCUGGCCUUGGGGGUCCAGAGUGCUGUCUCCGUGUCAGUCUGCUGCCCCUACGACUCAACAUCGACCAGGACGCACUGUUCUUCUUGAAGGAUUUUUUCAGUAAUCUAGCUUCCUCUGUUAACCCUUACCUGACUGUGGACCCUGCAACUGAGGUGAAAGCAGACCCGUCCCAGAAGACGUCUGAGGAGGCAGAGUCAGCUGGCGGUCUGGGACCUGACCUCACAGCUUCUGUGGAAACUACCUAUAGCGAGCAGAGCUCCUCCUCUGCUGGCUCCACCUCCUCCUCUGACCAGCCAAUCUACUUCCGGGAGUUCCGAUUCACCUCUGAAGUGCCUAUCUGGCUGGACUACCACGGCAAACAUGUAGUCAUCGAACAGGGAACAUUUGCAGGGAUACUGAUUGGCCUGGCCCAGUUGAAUUGUUCAGAGCUGAAGCUGAAGAGGCUCUGCUGCAGACACGGCCUUCUCGGUGUGGACAAAGUGAUCCAGUAUGCCGUCACCGAAUGGCUCACAGACAUCAGGAAGAAUCAGCUGCUGGGCAUUUUGGGAGGUGUUGGCCCCAUGCACUCUGUUGUCCAGCUGUUCCACGGAGUCAGAGAUCUGUUCUGGCUGCCUAUAGAACAGUACAGGAAGGACGGCCGCAUUAUCCGAGGUCUCCAGAGGGGGGCAGCAUCCUUCGGCACUUCCACAGCCUCGGCUGCUCUGGAGCUCAGCAACAGGCUGGUGCAGGCCAUACAGGCCACAGCAGAGACGGUGUACGACAUCCUGUCCCCUACGCCUCCGCUCACACGCUACGCUAUCACCGAGGGCCGCGCCCCCUCCAGCCGGCCCCGCCGAGCACCCCAACCGGCAGACCUCAGAGAGGGCGUGGCCAAGGCCUACGACACCGUCCGAGAGGGAGUGAUCGACACGGCUCAGACCCUGUGCGACGUAGCGUCCCGCGGCCACGAGCAGAAGGGUCUCCCCGGUGCUGUGGGCGGCGUCCUGCGGCAGAUCCCACCCACUGUGGUCCGUCCCUUGAUAGUGGCCUCCGAAGCCACUUCCAACCUGCUGGGCGGCAUGCGCAACCAGAUCAAACCAGAUGCCCGGAAAGAGGACUUCUUAAAAUGGCACACGGAGGACAGCCAAGAAUGAUCACUUUGUGUGUGUGUGUGUGUGUGUGUGUGUGUGUUGUGUGUGUGUGUGUGUGUGUGUGAGGUAGAAUAUGCACGUGCGUAUGGAAAUGAUCUGGGAAAAACUCAAGUAAGGGAGUGAAUCAAGUGCUUGAAUGUGAAUGUGCAUGUAUGCGUAUUAAUGAGAGACAGAGAGUGUUCCAAUGCAAAAAAAGACUAACUACUACUGCAGUGACUGAUGCCCAGUAUUUUACAUGGCUCCAUUUUACAUGGACACACAGGCUCACAGUCUUCAGUUUUUUUCUGUUCUGACUCAAUCAGCUCUACUGUUUUCCCUUCCCAAAGUCGCACACCAGUGGCAGAUUCUGCUCUCUGUCCUUUUAGAAUGCAAACAUAUCACGCUCACCUCGCUCUCAGCCGACUUCACAGCUUUUAGCUUAAACCAGCCAAGGGCAAACACAGUUACCCCUCGCAAGGUUUCCUAUUUUGUUUAUGAGCAAAAUGCCGAUCGGUGGCACUUCCUCUACUUCAAACUGUGGCCCUCGAGUCAGGGCCAGUCUGUAUAAUUCUCCCAGCGCUACAUGUGAAUUGAAACGCCAUCAUGGGGAAGGAUUUCCAGCACAUGAACACAGACAUUGGUUUACUUUUUUUUCAGUGCGCAGUGUGAACUUUCAAGCCAAGUGACCCCAGCUUUGGUCCACUCGAAUCAGUUCUUGAUGUCCAGUCUCUCCUGGGAGAUCCUGACAGUGGCGACAGGGAGACUAUUUUAAUGAAGUGUCCUUUGCUAAGAUCCCUCCGGAGGUUUCAACAGGCAGAUGGUUUCCACCCCGACCUCACAACGACACGCUGUGUGAUUAGUUCAGCUUUGCCCCUCGGUGCACCCACAGCCCCCCGUGUUGCUAUUUGUGCCAUAAAGUUUGCGGAGUGUUAUUUUAUUAUUAGUUUGUGUUGCCUUCCUCAGUCCUAUAUCCUCCCCUCAAAUAUAAUGCAUACUGGCUCAUAGUCAUUGUCAUAUUUGACUGAUAAAUGUCCUGAUUAGAAACACAGGAUCAAAUGAAGCCUGUAGCACGUCAGAUUCUGGUGUAGCUCCACGAAGGCAGUAGGGAUGUUAACUGUCUCUGAACAGUGACUAUAAUCAACAGCAAAAUCUCUGAUCUCAGCUCGUGGCUCUCCAGCUUGGAGUCUCCUAUUUGGCAUUACUGCUCAGCAGCGCUUUAUAUUUUAUUUUUACUUCUUUCUCUGUCAAGAGUUAGAGAGGCGGCCUCACAACUGUAUUAGCUUGCUUUGUUUUCAAAACCGCUUUGCCCUCUUCUUUAGUUGCCUUCCUGCAUUUUUUAUUUGUUUUUUUUUUGUUUGUUUGUUUUUUGUUUUUUUAAAAAGUUUGUUAAAUGUUAGUAUUAAUUGUCAUACUCAUUUUCAAAAUAAUGGAGUUGUGAGGAUGUGAAUCUCUGGUGGCGGAAGAGGAGAAAUAGGGGUUUUGUGGUUAAAAAAAAAGUUUUACAUUUUUAUCUUUUUGUUAAAUGUGUAAGGGAUGUUUGUCCCUCUGUGUGUGUGUGUGUGUGUGUGUGUGUGUCAGAGUAUGUGUGUUAGAGUGAAUGUAAGUGUAUGUAUGUGUUUGUGUGCGCGCACGCGCAUGAUGCAUGUCUGUGAGGGUGACGGGUCGAUGACACUUGUUACACCUCUUGUGUGUAAUUACUAUUUACUAUAUCAUAAGCUGUAUGAAUGACCUGUAUAAUACAAAGACAAUGAGUAUACAACAUUAAUACAAAAUAAAAAAUUUGAAUAUAAAAACUUGA